Messenger RNA from Xenopus laevis (African clawed frog), 1742 nucleotides. RefSeq names its product melanocortin-2 receptor accessory protein 2. Lineage: Eukaryota; Metazoa; Chordata; Amphibia; Anura; Pipidae. The transcript is spliced from 4 exons. Bases 431 to 1048 code for a protein of 205 amino acids. The record is from RefSeq and is a predicted model, not a curated record.
AUCCUGUGGUUCAAAUGAAGGGAAGAAGCACUAAGAAGGGACAAAACACAAUACGGUAGAACUAAAGACGCACUUGCAAUCAGAUUAGGAGAGCAGGCGACUAGCAAGAAAUGAAUCAUCGUGUGUAAUCCUCGCAGCCUGAAAUCACUGUGAAUUCAAAUGCUCAUGCUGCCCUCAUUGUCCUGUGCUGUGGAGUGGAAUUAUAACGUCUUCCAGUUACACCUGCCAAUGGCAAUGCAACAUUAAAGGUAAACAGUGACCCCUGUGCUUUGCUAGCGGAACUGCAGCUGAGUUGACUGCAACACUUUAUCGUGCGCAUGUGUGCUGCAACCCUAUCUGAGCGGGCUGCUUUCUGAAUGGAAUGGCAUUUAGAUGUCACCGGGGAAGAGAUGCAACAGCCUGAGAAUAUCUGCUUGUUUUUCAGUUAGACAUGUCAGAACAAACUGUUCAAACAAACAGAACAUCACAUAAGCAGUUGUCCAAUUCUGAUUACACAUGGGAAUAUGAAUACUACGAAUAUGCGCCUGUUUCAUUUGAAGGAUUAAAAGCUCAUAAAUACUCGAUUGUGAUUGGAUUCUGGGUUGGGCUUGCGGUCUUCGUCAUAUUCAUGUUCUUUGUUUUGACUUUGUUGGCCAAGACAGGAGCCCCUCACCAAGAAACUGUUGAUUCACUAGAAAAACAAUUCAGAAUGGACAGCUUUGUCGCUGACUUUGGAAGGCCCACUGAAGCGGACACUGACAGAAUUUUCUCUCGCAAUAUAACAGAGGAAUCAAGGUCUCUCUUCCAUUGCUACAUAAAUGAAGUUGAGCAGCCAGAGAGAAUAAAGAACAGGAACAUAGCCACGGACAGUGGAAUUAUCAUCCAGCAAACCAUUAGGAAUUCUAAGGUAGAAGAAGAUAUUCAUGGUCUUGCAAAGUUCAACAUACCUAACUUUGUAAACACCGACCAGAGUUCUUCUAUUGAAGAUGAAGACCUUCUAUUAUAUGACCCACCAAUGAAUUUGGAAAACAAAGCAGCCCAUCCACGUUUGUGUGACUUUCUGAACUGAUUGAAUACCAAGCAAACUGGCGCUCUGAUUUGAGCUAAACAUUUACUAGUGAAUGCAGUGCCCUUUGGCCAAUCAUGGAUUUUGCUUGUUUGACACUUCAAAUAUAUCAAAAGAAAUGCCCUGUGUGCAUAAACGACUGCCUGGUGGGCACUACUGUUGCUAGUAAUGUUUUAAUAAUGUUUUUUAACAUUUUAAAAAUGUUAAAUAAUUUACUGAAAUUCAAGUCGAUGGAAGGACAAGGUUUGGAUAGUAAGGCAGAAAACUGAUGUAAAUGGUGCUUUAAAUGAAACUUACAUAGGGCCAAGUAAUGCUGCACUUCUAUGUAAUUAUGUCAUUGAAUAGAUCCAUACCGGAAAGAAACUGAAUGGCCCAUCUGUGUUCAAGUCUUUUAUGACAGACACAGUGAGGCCCCUGCGUUUAAUGACAGGGACAGUGUGCCCACCCCCCCAGCAUUUAAUGACAGUUGAAGUAUCCAGCCCCCAGUGUUUUAUGUAACCCAUAGCAACCAAUCAGUGAUUAGUUUUUUUUCAGCUGCAGGUUGAACGCUGAAAGCAAUCAUCUGAUUGGUUGCUGUGGGUUACUGCCCAGGGGCAAAUUUGCUCAGUGUAGGCCUAAACAUUUCAGGCACAGUAGGGGUCAUUUAUCAACACUGGGCAAAUUUGCCCAUGGGCAGUAACCCAUGGCAACCAAUCAC